This is a messenger RNA of Nematocida parisii ERTm1, 1280 nucleotides long. RefSeq lists its product as uncharacterized. The record is from RefSeq and is a predicted model, not a curated record. The transcript has a single exon. Lineage: Eukaryota; Fungi; Microsporidia. The coding region runs from base 1 to 1128 and encodes 375 amino acids.
AUGACAAUAGAAAGUGAAAACUGUAAUGUAGUAUUCUAUUACAUAAAAGAAAAUAUCUAUGAAACCGAGUUUUGUUUUGCACAGUUUGUGUAUUCAUCAGAAGUAAAAAAUAAUGUUAAGGAUGACAAUGUGGAAAAGACACGGAUUCCAUUAUUUCUUUCUAGGAUUAUGGUUUCUGGUGCUGUGCUUGGGCCUUAUGACAAGAAUAGUAUUAACUAUCAUGUAUUUAAAUUGGGUAAAUAUAAAGAUUUAAUACCAAUUAACUAUACAGAGAUUUAUACUCCUCCUUUUUUUAAUAGUAAAUCAAGUUCCUCUGACCCACAGACUGAUGAUUCAAGCUUAUCUAACUCACAGACUAAUGAUUCAAGCUCCUCUGACUCAAAGACUGAUGAUUCAAGCUCAACAAUAAUUGAAAGACAUAUGAGAGAAAGUGAUCUAAAUUAUGUUAUUAAGCACUACUAUAGCGACUUCUUUAUACGAAAUUCAACAGACUUUUAUGAAGACCCUCAGUGUUACUGCAUGAAUGUUCAACAGGAAAUAGAUGAGAAUGACUCAAAUGUAAGUAUAACUUGGGAUACAAGACUCUAUGAAAGUGUAUAUGAAUAUACAACAUAUGCAUUUGACAGCAGAAUACAAGAUGAAAGAAUCUACACAGGCACUAUUAAGCAGCCUGCCCACGCUUCUUUCAUUGACAUGCUACAGCGCAAAAAUCCUUCUCUUAAUACAGCAUUAUAUGGACACUGUUUCUACAAAACCCAUGCAGAGGUUGACUAUAAAACCAGCUCUGUUUUUUGUCUUACUAUGAAAGAUCUUUUAGAAAGAAUGAAUGUGUAUUUAAUGGAUAUAAAUGCAAAGGAUGAAAUAACCGAUCCUAUUUCAGGCGCAAAACUAAAUAAAAAGAACUAUGACUCGAGAUUCAUUCUAAAAGACAUUUCAAGUGCUAUUCAAAAUAGCAAACUACAAGAAAUUAGACAAAGUGACGAGGGUGUUUUAUCCAUAAGAGACAAUAACUACAACGGCUGUAAAUAUGGAAUUCACUAUGAUAUUUUAAGUGCUUUAAUUAAAACCUGCAUUAUUACCUCAGAAUUGCGUUUAGAACAACAAGAAAAAUAUAAACAGCGACUUUAAAAUGGCUCUAAAACCAACAAUACAAAAUAACACACUAAGAAAAUACUUUAUCUCAGUAGUAAACAGCAUUCAAUUGUUAAUGCCAGCCCAGCAAAGAGGAGUAAGUAUUUAUGGUGUAUAGUUAAUGCGUGUAUUGCCUGUCGAUUAUCCCG